AUGGGCUCUUUCGCAGAUACCAAUGGAGAACUUGUCCUUAUCACCGGUGCUACCGGCCAUCUAGGCUUCAAGGUUCUCACAGAUGCCCUCAAAGCUGGAUAUCGUGUCCGCGCUGCGGUACGAAGCGAGGCCAGAGCCGAUGUGAUCGUUUCCAACCCGGACUACAAGGCCCUUAACAUCUCGGAAGGCCAAUUGACCUUCUCCAUUGUCCCAGAUUUAGCUGUGGAGGGAGCUUACGACGAGGUUGUCCAGAAUGUCAAGUACAUCAUACAUAUCGCCUCGCCCAUCACAACGGGUCGUCAAUUUACGCAGGAAGAAUACAAACAAUAUUUCAUUGAUCCUGCGGUAGCUGGCACGCUAGGCUUGCUGAAGUCAGCUGUCAAAGCCCCAUCUGUCGAGCGUGUUGUCAUCACGUCGUCCGUUGUCGCGAUUGUCAACUUUAUCGAGUGGAUAAGCGGCUCCAACAAAGUGUACCAAGCUGAGGAUAGAGUUUCAUUCCAAGGAGGGCCAUAUAUCAACGAGUUUGCCGCGUACUCCGCAUCCAAGGUAGCUUCGCUGAAUGAAUCCGAGGCCUGGUACCAGCAGCAAAAACCUCACUUCGACUUGGUUUACAUUCACCCGUCGUUCAUCGAGGGUCGUGAUGCUCUUGUAAAAACACCUGAGCAAGCAAUGGUUGGCACCAACGGCGUCAUUUUGCGCGUCGUUCUUGGUAACGUUGCUGCAGCGCCAGCUCCUGGAAAUAGCGUGCACAACGACGACGUAGCUCGUCUGCACGUAGAGGCACUACAUAAGGAGCGCAUUCCUGCUGGUUCGUAUAUUGCGAGCUCGAAUUCGCCUCGAGGAACUUUGGAUGGUACUCGCUGGGAGACCAUUAACGAGAUUGUCGCUAAGCAUUUCCCUGAGCAAGUUCAGAGCGGUAUCUUGAAAAACAACGGUCUUCAAAAAACAAUCAAGUCAGAGUUCGAUAUUUCAAAGACAGAGAAGACAUUUGGGUGGAGUUUUCAGGAGUUCGAGCCACAGGUUGUCAGCGUUGUCCAAAUGUAUCUUGAUGUACUGAACAAAAAUUAA
Verruconis gallopava is the source of this 1068-nucleotide messenger RNA. RefSeq lists its product as uncharacterized. Gene Ontology annotation, molecular function: oxidoreductase activity, acting on the CH-OH group of donors, NAD or NADP as acceptor. The transcript has a single exon. The coding region runs from base 1 to 1068 and encodes 355 amino acids. NCBI's taxonomy places the organism in Eukaryota, Fungi, Ascomycota, Dothideomycetes, Venturiales, Sympoventuriaceae. The record is from RefSeq and is a predicted model, not a curated record.